Acromyrmex echinatior (Panamanian leafcutter ant) is the source of this 297-nucleotide messenger RNA. RefSeq names its product ATP-binding cassette sub-family C member 4-like. The record is from RefSeq and is a predicted model, not a curated record. Lineage: Eukaryota; Metazoa; Arthropoda; Insecta; Hymenoptera; Formicidae.
ACAAGCACGGUGGGCCUCAGUGAACUGCGCUGCAACUCCAUUAUACCACAGGAACCUGUGCUCUUUUCCGAGCGUCUACGUUACAAUCUGGAUCCGUUUAAUCAGUACGAUGACUUGAAGCUAAACAAUCGCUUGCUCGUUCUCGAUGAAGCCACAGCCAAUAUUGAUUCGCACACGGAUGCUUUAAUUCAGGAUACAAUAAGGAGCAGUUUUAAAGAAUGCACCGUUAUCACGAUUGCACAUCGUUUGAAUACGAUUAUAGAUAGGAUCAUCGUGAUGGAGAAUGGUUCUAUCGUG